AGAAGAGAAUAAAAGGCAGAGCAUACCUUCCAAUCUUUCUUCCAUAGAGGUAUGAAAUAGGAGAGAACCCUCCAACAUAUACCUCAUGCAGCAGCUCAACCGUUUCUGUUUGAUCCUUCCCGCCAACAUCUUCGAGCCAUCCGAUCAUGACACGAAGGAACUACCACCACCUUCAUCGUCGUCCCCACCUUCCACAAAGAGAGAACGCAUCCGUCGCUGGUUCACCGACAUCAUUCGCAGCUUCUGUUGCUGUUCCGGUCGGAAAUCAAAAUGCAUGGGAUCUUUCCAUCCACAGAGUAUUCAUGCCAAAGCGUAUUACAGUGGUGUCCUGGACUCUCACCAGCAAUUCCAGGACAUGGCUGGAAUUAUAACAUCCGACCAGAUGUUCCGUGGCAAUCCCAGAAUCUUCAGCUAUGCUGAGCUUUACAUCGGUUCCAAUGGUUUUAGCGAGGAAGAGCUUCUUGGGAGCGGAGGCUUCGGUCGUGUCUACAGGGCAGUGCUGCCCAGCGAUGGAACAGUCGUAGCGGUGAAAUGCGUUGCUGAUAAGGGAGAACGGUUUGAGAAGACGUUUGCAGCCGAGCUAGCUGCUGUCGCUCAGCUCCGGCACCGCAAUUUAGUCCGCCUCAGGGGAUGGUGUGUGCACGAAGAUCAACUCCUACUUGUCUAUGAUUACAUGCCGAAUCGUAGCCUCGACCGUCUCCUUUUCCGUCGCCAGCAAGAUGGAUCAGCUAUUUCUGCAUUGCUUAGCUGGGAACGCCGUUGGCAUAUCGUGUCCGGCCUCGCGGCCGGGCUAUUCUACCUGCAUGAACAGCUGGAGACGCAGAUUAUCCACCGUGACGUUAAAACAAGCAAUGUCAUGCUUGAUUCUGACUACAAUGCGCGUCUUGGGGAUUUUGGAUUGGCUCGGUGGCUCGAGCAUGAUCACAAGCACGACCCAUCACCGAAGCAAUUGCCGCCGCUGACAAUGAAAAAUUACCGGUUCCGAUUAGCAGAGACUACGAUGAUUGGUGGAACAAUUGGGUAUCUACCCCCAGAGAGCUUCCAGAGGAGGAGUGCCACUGCAAAAUCUGACGUGUUCAGCUUCGGAAUUGUCUUGCUGGAGGUGGUCUCAGGUCGGCGGGCUGUCGAUCUGACAUACUCAGAUGAGCAGAUUGUCUUGCUUGAUUGGGUUAGAAGGUUAUCAGAUGAUGGGAAGAUGUUGCAAGCUGGAGAUAGCCGGCUAAUGGAUGGAUCCUACAAGCUUUUGGACAUGGAACGACUCAUCCAUCUCGGCCUCCUUUGCUCGUUGAAUGACCCGCAAUCACGUCCGACGAUGAAAUGGGUCAUGGAAGCACUUUCCCAACAUUACUCAGGCGAAUUGCCAAGCCUCCCAUCUUUCCACAUGCUUCCUCCCUACAUCUCUUUAUCCUCACCCACCACCUCUGCUACAACCACAACCACGACAACAGAAACAACAACUGACUCUUUGUCUGCAGCUUUUGUCACCGCCACCGGCAACACCAUGUUUGUAACUGCUGAUGAUGGUAGCGGUGACAGCGGUUCCAGAGAGAGUAACCGCCACCAUUUGACAUCUUUCCCGUCAGUUGACACACCACGAGAAAUAUCUUUCAAGGAAAUCCUGGCAGCUACAAACAACUUCUCGGAAGCUCAAAUGGUUGCAGAGAUGGACUUUGGUACUGCAUAUCAUGGCUACCUCAACAACCGUCUCCACGUGCUGGUGAAGCGGCUUGGGAUGAAAACAUGUCCGGCAUUGAGAGCGCGCUUCUCCAAUGAACUCCAAAACCUUGGAAAUCUCCGCCAUCGGCACCUGGUGCAGCUCCGAGGAUGGUGCACCGAGCAGGGGGAGAUGCUUGUCAUCUACGACUACUUGACGCACCGCUCACUCAGCCUCCUCCUCUUUCCUCAUCACCACAAGAUUGGACGGCCUCUUCUCCGGUGGCGACACCGUUACAACAUCAUCAAAUCACUGGCCUCUGCCAUCCUUUACCUCCAUGAGCAAUGGGAUGAGCAAGUGAUCCACAGGAACAUCACCUCCUCAGCCAUCUUUCUUGAUUCUGACAUGAACCCGCGUCUCGGUUCCUUCGCCCUGGCUGAAUUCCUUACGCGGAAUGAACACGGUCAUCACGUUGUUACCAGCUCAAACACAGCUGCUCGUGGAAUCUUCGGUUAUAUGUCACCUGAGUACAUGGAGUCUGGCAAGGCAACCACAAUGGCUGACGUCUAUAGCUUUGGGGUGGUAGUGCUUGAGGUGGUGAGCGGACGCAAGGCAGUGGAUUUCCGCUGGCCUGAGGUGCUGCUCGUAGAGAAAAUUCGUGGAUUGGAGGCGAGAAAGCGGCAGUUGGUGGAGCUGGUGGAUUGGAGAUUGGAUGGAGAAUACGAUUGUCGGGAAUUACUGAGGCUAGUAAGAUUAGGCUUGGCUUGCACGCAUUCAAAUCCAGAGUCGAGGCCAUGCAUGAGGCAGAUCGUUAGCAUACUCGACGGGAAUGAGAGCUGCCUGCAGCCGGUGACUGAGGAGAGAAGGGACGAUUGGGAAAGAAAGAACAUUUCAUCUCUGUCCUUGGUGAAGAGAAUCCAGGCCCUUGGCAUAUACUGAAUACCAGAUUGAUUUUUCUAUGAGAAUGCUGAAUACAAUGCGAAUCAUAUGAAUCAGAACAUUCCCUGUUAUCUCUGUUUGUAUACUGUUUCAGGAAUCAGUUGUAAAUACAGGAGCUUUAUGUUUGGAUGUGCAAUAUAGCCUAGUAAACAGCGCGAAUUCUCCCAUGAUCAUCAUUUUCAAAUGUAAAUCUGCAUCAGCAAUGAAUUACAUAUGGCGGGAAGGAACAAUGGUCGAUUGCUAUGUUGAGAAGCAAGAAUUGAGACGGUCACCUGUUCAGCCUUCCCAAUUUUCUAAUUUCCAAUGAUUGGACUCCUUACCAGAUGAGCAGAUGGAGACCAAUGUUGGGAGGCAUGAAUUACCGUAAGCAGGAAGGUAAACGUUGGUUCUUCUUCCUAUGACCAACCUGUUUUGCAGCCAGUGUUCAAAAAAUGGGAAUGUGACAUAACAUAUAUCGGGAGUUUAUCGGAUACAUUCCUCUGGAGAUUCAAACAUAAGACCAACAUGUACUGAAAGUAUUUCACAUUCAAAUUUAGCAUUCUUCCUAUUUGGACAAGCACAUGCACCAACAGUCAAAAGAUCCAAACACAAGCUUCAUUUAUGGUGAUGCAUUCCCCUAGUGAUAUAAAGGAAGUAUUGAGAUGUAAUGAAAUAUGGAAUAUUCAUUUUCACCUUUUAUCACUGUUUUGUACCUUUCUAAAUCAUGCAAUAUCAUACGUCGAAUUCUAUUUCA
Messenger RNA from Magnolia sinica, 3326 nucleotides. Its product is annotated as receptor like protein kinase S.2. Gene Ontology annotation, biological process: protein phosphorylation. NCBI's taxonomy places the organism in Eukaryota, Viridiplantae, Streptophyta, Magnoliopsida, Magnoliales, Magnoliaceae. Bases 86 to 2593 code for a protein of 835 amino acids. Gene Ontology annotation, cellular component: plasma membrane. The transcript has a single exon. The record is from RefSeq and is a predicted model, not a curated record. Gene Ontology annotation, molecular function: protein kinase activity; ATP binding.